AUGUCCUGCCCAACGUACCACUUUGAAACGAAUCUGGCAUACUCGCCCAUCAGCGCAACGGAGAGGUUGUUGGAACGCCACGCCCCACCACCCACACCGUUCGACGUCCCGAACAGCAGCAACUUUAGGGAGGGCGUUCGAGACGCAGGAUAUCUCAGUGGUGGGGCCCUUGCUAAGGGCAAGAUUGGAACGACGUCGACCGUCGCUCCCACAAACGCUGAUGUUCAGGCUCUGAAGCAGAAGUCCCUUGCGAUGCAGCAGCAGGCCUCUCAGAGGACACAGGAGCGUAUCAAUGCUGAGCUGGCGGCUAGUGAUGCUCAGAAGGCCGAUGACGACGCCAAGGCAGCCGUUGCCGCCGCUAAGACGGGAGUGGCAAACGCGCAGGCGGCUAAGAAUCUCGCCGCGACGAACGCUGCCAACGCCGCGAAGAACCUCGCCAAGGUGAAGCCUGCUUACGAUAAGGCAGUCGCCAACGUGGCGUCUAAGCAGACGGCGCUCGACACUGCUAAGAAAAACUACGAUGACGCCGUGAAGAAGGGCGUCGGCCUCACUGGUUCAGCCAAGACGAAGCAAGACGCUGCUAUCAAGACGGCCCUGACGAACCUGAACACUGCGCAAGCGAACUACAACAAGGCUGUGGCUGACGCCAAGGCUCCGACCGACGCGUACACCCCAGUGAAGAACGCAAAGGAUGAUGCCGACGCGGCGCUGCAGGCAAAGACCGACGAUCUUACGGCUGCCCAGCAGAAGCAGAUUGAUCUGGAGCUGAAGCUGUCGGACGCGGAUCAGAAGUUGGCGGACGCGAACAAGAAGGUGGCCGACGCAAAGGCCGCGGAGACCCAGGCUUACCAGUGGGCUUCCAAGGCCAACGAUGACUACACGACUGCUUACAAGGCGUACACGACUGCGCAGUCGGCCACUUCCACGACUACAACCACCACGACGACCAGCACCUCAACCACGACGUCGUCUACCAUUCUGUGGAACGACGCCAAAUACCCUGGGACGGGCGUGACGCAGUGCACGGCUCCUCUGGACAUUCCCUGCACGGACAACUGCACGGACACCAGCGGUCUGAACGGUCGCUACGUGAUGCCCAACGGCGGACGUGCUGCGCGGCGUGCACCAACUCGACUGCGUGCUCGUUCUGGCAGCACUACAUCCCGUCGUCCAUCUCUUGCAACAACUGCGGUAUCUGCUACCUGUACAAGCCGACGGACCCGCAGCCCACUUGCGAGACGCGCACGGUUGUGGACGGCGGCGUGA
Messenger RNA from Closterium sp. Yama58-4, 1266 nucleotides. Lineage: Eukaryota; Viridiplantae; Streptophyta; Zygnematophyceae; Desmidiales; Closteriaceae. The record is from the annotation of a GenBank genome assembly.